Messenger RNA from Tetrahymena thermophila SB210, 339 nucleotides. RefSeq lists its product as hypothetical. The record is from RefSeq and is a predicted model, not a curated record. The transcript has a single exon. NCBI's taxonomy places the organism in Eukaryota, Ciliophora, Oligohymenophorea, Hymenostomatida, Tetrahymenidae.
AUGAAGAGAGUAAAAUAUUCUCCAUUUAAAGAAUCAGAAAAUGUUAGUUUAGGUGAAAUUAAAAAGAAAUUUAACAGGUAUAUGAAAAUACAUUCUUUUAACAAUUCAGUCAUCAAGUAUGUACUGACACAUAAAUACUAUAAAGAACUUUUUGCUUAAUACUAUGAAGAUGGAAGCUUAGAAAUGUGGGUUAACAAAAGCAAGGUAGCCAACAAAGAAAUGCUCAGAAAUUGGGUUAAUCAUUUAGUUUAAUGUAUUAAAAAUCCUUCAUUGUUAGAUUAAUUUACUAGCAAUCAACCAAACACUAAAAGCCAAAAUACUUUAAUUGAAAAUUUUUGA